Molecule: messenger RNA, 471 nt
Organism: Trypanosoma cruzi
Lineage: Eukaryota; Euglenozoa; Kinetoplastea; Trypanosomatida; Trypanosomatidae
Exons: 1
Coding region: 1-471 (156 amino acids)
Source: RefSeq, a predicted model, not a curated record
AUGGAGAGUUUGCAUGCUGUUGUGGAUGGCCGCAGCCGUUGGAGGUGUCAACUUUCCGCCGUUUCUCCUGCUGCUGCUGAAGACGUAAAAGGGAAUGCCAACACCGGAAAAGUUGUUGGAGAAGAAAAUCUCAACACGGUGGAAGUUGACAAGAAAAGGAACAAUGAGGUCUCACUGCCCAGACAAAGCAAUGAAUUAUUGGUGAAUUCAGGUCAACCAGCAACAGAAAGUCAAAAGAAGUUACCGCAUUCUGAAACUGAUCUUGUGCCGCCUCCAAAAGAAACUUCGGAUCAAGGACAACACAGUGGUGAAAAGAGGAAGGAAGAAGAAGAAGCGGAGGAAAAUGAUGGGGAAAGUGAACAUGAAGAAGAGGAUGCAGAAGACACAGAGGAGGAGGAAGAAGAAAGGGAGGAGGUAGAUGGAGGAGGAGAAAAAGAAGAGAAAGAAGAAGAAGGUGCGGGAGAAGGAUGA